Messenger RNA from Xyrichtys novacula (pearly razorfish), 7446 nucleotides. NCBI's taxonomy places the organism in Eukaryota, Metazoa, Chordata, Actinopteri, Labriformes, Labridae. The record is from the annotation of a GenBank genome assembly.
AUUCACUUUCACCGUAACAACUUCCUCUUUCAUGUUGACUCGCUGAGCCUAUCCUUAAACUUGUUGUGCGCCUAAGUUUUCAGCCCAGGCAUGCAUAAAACAAAAUUAACCACCAAUGAAACUGAAACUGAAGUUGUGGAUUUACACGUGGAAACAAAAGGAGUGGAGACGCCGAAGUGGAGAGGCAGAAGAGGAGAGGCCAGGCAGGAGAACAGAUGAGAAACGGAAUAUCUCACACCUAGCCGACAGAAACUCAUUAAGGUGAGUUAUUAAAUACAUUUCUGACUGAAAUCUUACUUUCAUUUACUUUAGAAUUAGACAGACCAGCUGUCUCCUGGGUUAGACUCCUUAUCCGUCCUGCGGAUUAUCGCUGACAGGGAUCAGCACAAAUUUUGAGCUCCCCUUUAUCUUGCUUUCAUUUGGAAUCAGAUUAGCUGCAUGUCAGAGUGUUUAAACUAAUAUAUACCAAGUCAAUCAGUGUAGAAAACUCAAAGCGUACAACUAGCUGUUAUUUUUAUAGAAAUAUGAAUGUGUAGCCGCUCAUCAUUAGGUCACACCCACUAAUUAAAUAGCUGCGAAAGCUGCUAUCCCAUUUUCCAGGAAGCCUGUUUCCAGGAAGCCUGGAAAAUAGGGACAAAAGCGCCACACCACACAUGUGUUUGCAAAUAAAUACCAAGCAUUAUGUGUAGUGGUAUGGCUGCCACAGCUCUGCACCUGGAUUUACAUUAGGUAUAAGUAUAUCAACCCAGAGAAGAAAAACUUUGAAGAGAAGAGAAGAGAAGAGAAGAGAAGAGAAGAGAGGAGAAGAGGAACUUUGUGUAUUGUUUCUGAACCACUGAGUUCUUCAAUCACUGAGUUAUUCAAUAAACUUACUCUUAUUACUUUCAUAAUGAACCACUGCUUUCAAAUUGUUCUCACUAGCUGGUCCUGGUUCAUCAGAACUUUUCAUGGAUCUGUUUGUUUCAGAUGCACUCCCUCAGAGAUCAGGAUGCCCUCAUCCCCAGGCCUCGUGGGACUUUGCCAAAGAUGUGCGCUCUGGUCCUGGCGGCUGUAACAAUCGGAGGCGUUGUGAUUCUGUCACCUGAUACAUUUUUUAGUUGGGUUGCCAUGGUUUCACUAAUCCUGACCCUCGGACCUUUGCUGCACGGGCUCUGUCUGCUUGCAGAGGAGAUAUUGCAUCAUUCAAACACAAGGUGAGGGCAAAGGUGUCAGGGAGUGGGAGUGUGAAAAUGAUGGCGUGGUCUUCAUCAUGAAGUGUGUCGUUUAGAUUUGGUGAUAAAUGCUGAGUCAGCAUUAACAGGGUCCACAUUACCAUCUCUUACUCUUUACACUCAGGUACUGUGGUGGACGACUGUUGAGCCAUGUGCUGCCAGCCUGUGGUUUGGGAGGAAAAACCCUGUUGGCUGCAGUGCUGGCAGGUGUUUGUCUCUACCUGACUGGAAACCCCCUUCCACAGAAAAGCCAGUGCUGCCUGCUCUCGCUCCUGAUGUCUGUUCUUUACGCUCUCUUUAAAAGCCUGGGACUCCUGGUAAGGUCUACACUGGACUCUUAAACUGUGGCUUUGAGUCUUGACAUAUCUAGUUCUAUAAGCGCUACAGCGCGACUGUACAUGAUCAGAAUGAAAGACGUGUGAACAAAUGACUCAAUCAGUUUCACAUUUGAUUCGUUCGGAGGAUUUCACUUACAUCAUUUUCUCUGGAAGGUGCAGCUGUAUUGCUUAAUGGUUUGAACAGAUCACUGCAGAGGUUGUUCAGUUGUGCUGUCAUAAAUCUACUUAGUUGACAUUGCUCUUUGAACUUGACUCAGUCGACAUUAAACUUCCAUCACACCAAGAGUAAUAACAAUAACAAUAACAAAAGAACAGGCUGUCCUGCACUUGCCAACAACAACAUAUCAAAAGCAGAAAUCAUCGUUAACUGCCAUUUCUUUAUUCUACCUUUACAAAUCAUACAAAUAAUAAUUAGUUAUCAGCUGUUUAGUGUGAGGGACUCACAAUCAAUCAAUCUAACUUUAUUUUUAAAGCACUUUUCAUAGAUAUAAUGUAGCACAAGUGCUCUCCAUUCAAGCAGGACUUUAAAAACAAUGAAAUAAAUUAAAUAAAAAUACAACGCACACACACACACACACACACACACACACACACACACACACACACACACUUGCUCCCAGUGUGUGUCCUCCACUGGUGUAUGAUUGUGAGUGUUGUGUGGUGGUGGUCGGAGAGGCCGUAGGCGCAGAAUGGCAGCCACGUUUCCACCACCACCAAAGUGUGACUGUGUGAGCGAAUGAAUGAUGUAUCCAAUGUAAAGCGCUUUGAGGGUCUCUGAUAAAGCGCUAUAUGAAAUCUGAUGCAUUAUUAUUAUUACACACACACACACACACACACACACACACACACACACACACACACACACACACACACACACACACACACACAUGAGGAAACACUGGAUCUUGGACUGAAGCAAUAAAACCAUAAUAAAAUAUGAUAAAGGUGAUAAAGUGUUAAAAGUUAACUGAAUAAAACAGUCUUAAAAUCAAACAGUAACAGAAAGUAAAUUAAAAAAGAGGUAAUAAAAAGACAAAGUAGUCACUCUAGGACUAAAAAAGGGUGAAGUCUCAUAAUGCAAAUUAAAAGAUUAGAACAAAGUUCAACCAACAGCCAGGCCAUAAAGGUAGGUCUUGAGUUCACCCUAAUGUAGUUGGUAAUGUUGUUUGGUAAUGUUGUUGUCAUAUCCCUCCACCUGUUGUGCAAAAAGGGGUUAGAUGGCUCCAAGACUCAGUUGAGUGAGAUGUGAGUGUCCUGAAACCACAAUACUUGUGCACAUGAUGCAGAUAUAAGGGGAAAAAAAGAGAGCGAGAGAUCGCCAGAAGUCACCUUGCUGAUUUAAACUGUUUCAUUUCCAGCAGGUCAAAGUGAUUUAUAGACCUUUUUAUCACCAAGCUAAAUGAUAAUGUCAUAUUUCAAAUGUACUUCAGCAUGAUGAAUAAGUGACAUUUUGAAACUGUGUAAUGUUUGCUGCUGCCCCUGACUGUUUUUUCUUUUAUUACUGCGUAUAAUCCAAGUGUUUAGGGUAGGACACCUGGAUGACAGCAGUUUUCUCAGUCACCAGUAAGGGGGGCCCCCAAACUGAUGCAAUCUGUGAUCAUUUUAAUUCAAUCUCUGACAAGUCUAAGAUCCAGCAUCAAAGAUGUGUGUGUUGAACAACACUACAUUUACUCAGCACAACCCUCCAAAACACUGCAAUCUAUUCAAUACUCAGCAUGUCAAGAUUACAAGUAUGUUGCCCAGACAAGUCACAACAGGAGUCUGAAACAUGCUGUACUUCCAAGAAGACAAUAAAACCCAAAACCUUUGAAUAAGUUAAGUAAAAAGGUUAUGAAGGAUAAUGUUUAAAUGUUGGGGAAAUAGCUAAGUUGUGGCUCAGUUGUGGCUCAAGAGCGCUACACUUCCUAAAGCAUUGGAUGAUGGGAAGUGAGUUGACAUGUUUGAAAUAAAAAUAGGCUCUAAUAAAGUCUUCAUCAGCAAGAAUGACCAUAGCAGUCACUCUGCGAAGAACUGCGUUUUUAUUCUUAACUAAUCGGCAUGGUGCUUUAGCUGUUACUGUCUGCUCCCUUUGCAUCGAAUCAUGUCUAAAAAUAUAUUUGUCCCACAUAGCAAAGGGCAGCUCGGUACAGGGAUGCCCUUUUCUGCUACCUGACACCACUGGAAAGGUGUCAGGCGUCUUCAGAGCAGGGGUGAGGUGUUGUGACAUCCUUCUGGCUGUUUGUAUUGGUGUACAGGGUCCAUCAGAGGUGGAGGUGUCAGACAUCUGCGAGGGAAGAAAGAUGAACGUCGCUCACGGCUUGGCCUGGUCCUUCUACCUCAGCUACCUGCACCUGGUGCUUCCACGUCAGUAGCAGUAAAACACCUCACACGUUUGCAUCAUCGUCCACUGAGUUUAAAUGUUCAUCUUUGGUUACACACCAGAGCUGUAUCUCUGUAUUGAAAUGCAGGUCCUAAUAAAUGCAUCAAUCAAUGUUGGCGCAAAGAACUGAACGACUGCAUUUGUGUUUGUGUCCAUUCAGAUUUGGAGAACUCCAUCGCAGCAUUUCGUGCCACUCAUCAGGCCAGCAGCACCUGGGGUUGUGGCUCCAAGAAACUUCUUAUCCUCGUACCCCUUAAUGCCAACAUUUCUCACAAACUGGAGGACGAGGACAGCAACAUCUCUUUCUACGAUAACCUCCCCAACACUGAGAUUGACAGGGCAGGAGUUCGGGGGCGGGUCUACAAGCACAGUGUCUACAGAGUUAAAGAUGAGCAAGGGAAGGUAGGUGGGGAUUUGUUAUCCUUGAGGGAGACUUUGAGUAAACUCAGUGCAGGAAAAAACAGGCAAGACAUUACAGCUAAAUUCACUAUGGGCACAUUCCUUGAAAUCUUUAGAUCCUAGCUUGGUAUCAACGUGUCUGACACAACAGAUAGGUUUUCUGUCUGUCUUGAGACCUGUAACGUCAAAUCAGUCAGUCAUAGAGCCUGUAACAUGAGUGCAACUGAGCUAAGAGUUGGACUCUUAAAAUGAGACGUGUUGAGGCUUUCUUCUUUGAUCACACUUUUCAGAUGUGUUAAGAUAGUAUGUCAAAGUGGCCUAUAUUCACCAUGUUUGAUGAAGAUAUCUAACACUGAUGGAUAACUGAACCACCUUUGUACUUCAGUAAAUUCAAAGGAAGUUUGUGAAGGAUUGAAGAAGCCUGAAAUUCAUCUGAGACCAGAAAUAGCCUCCAGUUACAACAAAGAUACUGCCAGUAUGAUUUAUGUCAGUAUUUUACAGCUGCAGUCGUUACACAUAGUAAGCUGAUGAUGUCUUCUCUUUACUCCAUUAAGACUCUUAUUUGAUUGAAGAUUACUUUUACAGCAACAAGGAGCAAGUCAGUAUUUUACUCCACCACAUUUACUCCACUUCCUAUAUCUCAAUAAUUUUAUCAGCUUUGUUUUUUUUUUAUACAUACAUAACCAUGAACUUCCUGUCAGUUGCAACUGUUUGUUUUAGGAGUUUAUCCUGAUAGCUCUUUUUCCAUUUUUUAUCUAUAAAUGGAUGUUUUGUAAUAAAAACACAUAGUGUGGGAAUAGACCAAGAACGGCCUUAUAAAUGAAGGUGCACCAAUGUAUUUGACUUUUGGUUGCCAGGGAUGGCCAACAAACCUGGACGUAACUCACAGUGGGAAGUAAAAAAUAAAAGGAACAAGCUUUAGCUCAAGAAUUGUAUUCUGAGGAAUGUCAAAUGUCUUUAACAGCCUGUACAAGAAUUACUGCACCACAGUAUACAACCAUGUCAUCUGCAUAGAAAUGAAAUGUAACAUCUGAUACAGAUUAUUCACAUAAAUAGUUAACAAGAGGGCCUAAAACAGAGUCCUGGUGCUCUGAAGAACAUCAAAUGGUUAUAACCUUUGGUUGGAUUUUGUGCCAAGUAAUACAAACUGAAAAGAAUUCACUUUCCUGAUUUUUGUAGAGUAUCACAGGGCUUCUUUGCUGACUGGCUUUAACAGGUAUCUAAUGCUACUGUAAUCAUAAUGUAGACCAACAGUCAAAAUCUUUUGUUAAAUUUCAUCGUAACAUAUUUUUUGGUCUACUUUUUGUCAUUCUGAAACUUGUGGAACCUCAACAGGAUAGAUGAUUUGUACUUCACAGUAAAAAUAAUAAAAAGCGUAGGAAACACAUCACCUUCACCUGCGACCACAAAGCAUCAGUACCAUCUCCUGGUGAAAGACGAGAACCUGCAACAGGGAAGCUCAUUUAUUAAAGCGCAGUAACAGCACCAUCUACCUGUAAAUUAUGAUCAUCAAUGAAGUCUGAGGCCACCGUUUCACAAGCUUCUAAUGUUCAAGAUUAAUCCUGGACUCUCUGUCGUACUCAUGUGUUGGUGCAUGUGUUUGUGCGUACACAGGUCCGUGAGUGUGUGUGUGAGUAUGCAACUCCUCUGCUGACCCUGUACAAAAUGUCCCAUGAGAGCAGAGCUGGUUUUGGGGAGUCUGAGCGCAGACAGCAGGUUUUGCUCUUCUUCAGAACCCUACAGGACAUACUGGAGCACUCACUGGAGUGUCGCAACCGCUACAAACUCAUCACACUUAAUGGUAGGACAACAUUUCCACAUCACAGUUUCACUUUUAAUCAUUUGUGUGCUAUCAGUUGCAGACUUGCUUAUGCACAUUGUGAGCUGAGAAGCCCAAAAAGGGUCUCUUUACGUUUUAUUGAUUUUACAGUUGAUUUGUGCAAUUUACACUGUAUCUCCCACCUGAUACAAAUUCUACUGCAGAAAAUUAUACAUGUAUUCAGUUUGAAAACCAACAAAAUCCAUUUUGGUGUGUUUUACCAAUUAAGCAAGGAAAACAAUCUGCAGUUUUGAAAGCUCAGGAAACUAUCAAAUGUUGGAGGAAAAUUUUGUGAAAAGAUCAGACUUCUCACCCAACUACACAAAAAUUCUGCUCCAUAACUGAUGAUGUAGGAAAGGUGACUUUUACAUCCUCUAAAAUAAAAACAGUUAAAGAAACACUGAACAAACACAGACGUGAAUUAUUCUCCUAUCUCAAAAAGUUGAACAUCUCUGAAACCAUACAGGUUUUUAGCCCGAUGGGAUCCAUUGUUCAUAAAACUACUUAGAUUUCUGCAGAGCUACUUCAACCGUGCAGCUUAUUAUACCUGCUAAAGGUAGAAUAUAGAGACAUCUGACUUUGGCUGCUGCAACACACAGUGGUCUCCAACUCUUGGUAACUCUAGACCUCUCAGAAAACUGCCCAGAAAUUAAGAAGCCAUUCACUGAACAGGGUGAACUACACUCAUGCUCUCCUUCAUUAGUUGCAAAAUAAGCUGCUCAGCUCACUGUUUAACAAAAUAUUAGUGCUCCUAUGAUAGAUGUUCUUCAUUUUAGCAUUAUAAUAGAGUUUUAGUCCAUCAGUAUCAUUAUAUUGCAACAGCCCUUGUAUGGUCCAUAGCUGUCCAUUUGAAUCAACAGUCCAUGUUAAUAAAACAGGCUGAUCAGACAAACCACAGUUCAUGUUUAUCCUUCCUCCAGACGAGCAUGAGGAAGACCCUCACUUCCUGUCAAAGACCAUCCUCAGGCACCUGCAGCAACAGGAGAAAGAGGAGUUCUGCCUUACCCCACAUCCUCGCCAGGAAAUGGCGGAUCCCUUUGCAUGUGUUAGUCCUCUGUCUGAGAGGAGCCAAAUGAGCAGAGAACCCACGAUCAUGAUGAGCAUGGAGCAACCUCAGUCACUGAAGGUACCUGAGGAAUGCACUGACCACUUCUAUGUAGCAAAAUGAACAGACAGACAGACACACACACAUGCGCACACACACCUCAACAUUUACUAUCUUACUGUCCUCUGUCAUACUAUUGUCUGACUAUUUACCAACUUUAUAUGUAUAUGAUGUAAAAAAGGGCCUUAAAUAAAUGCAGCCUCAUGCUUGGAAAA